AUGUUCGUCCGUCUGUGGUUCGCCAUCUGGUGCUCAGCAGCAGUGGCGCUUGGUUCCGCGGCCAACCCAGACCCGUUCUCGAACCUCCGACCCGAUAAUAUAACUGGGCUUAUUUACUACCUGUACCGGUGGACUGGCUCGUACUACAAUGGAACCACAGUUAUCCGGAUUGACCCACAGGACUUCAUGGACGAUGAGGAGUGCGACACAUUUACAGAUGGCCCCGUCGAGGUGUCCUAUGAUUCUCUCUUUUCCAUCUUCAAGUCCAGCCGUGGCUCCCGCAGCCCAAAUCAAGUAAAUUUUGCGCUUCGCUAUUGGGAUAAGAGCCUUAACCUCACCCCUUCUCACAACAACUGGGAUGGCCCAAUCAAUGACAUAACGGACAUAGAAUCAGUCGACCUCAACCGCUAUGAUCAGCCGGCCGGUCGCCCCUCAUGGAAUUUGAACUCGACCUACGUAUCCGGUUCCUCUUACUCCUUCUCGGGCUACAGAAACGACUCACUUGACCCUUCUUUCAGUUUGCGUUUUAACUACAGCCAAUGCUCUACCUCAAUCCUGGGUGAAUAUGCGGCGUCAGUUAUAGACCCACCAUUUAAGUCGGUUACGUCCAACCUACAAGUUACAGACUUUACGACAGUCAGCGGUCGGUUUGACAACAACUCGGCCUCGCUCGAGAUCAAGGGCACCAUCAGGGCAGCGUCAUCUAGAAAUGUAAAAGGUAACCCCUCUUACCUGGCGGGACCGGUCACCAUCACCUUCUUGGGUACCCUCGAUGGAAAUAGAUCCGACAACCUGCUGCCAAACAAAAAUGGCACACCUAUAUGGGAGAGCACUCUUGGAUACUCGAAGACGAUGUAUGGAACGAAGAAUGCAGGAGGGCGAGGGGCGUUGGAUAUGCGGGUAUAUGCGGUUUGUUUGUUCGGCGCCUUCCUGUGGCUUCUGUAA
This is a messenger RNA of Venustampulla echinocandica, 945 nucleotides long. RefSeq lists its product as uncharacterized. The coding region runs from base 1 to 945 and encodes 314 amino acids. The record is from RefSeq and is a predicted model, not a curated record. The transcript has 3 exons. NCBI's taxonomy places the organism in Eukaryota, Fungi, Ascomycota, Leotiomycetes, Helotiales, Pleuroascaceae.